Eupeodes corollae is the source of this 415-nucleotide messenger RNA. RefSeq lists its product as uncharacterized. The transcript has 2 exons. Bases 78 to 392 code for a protein of 104 amino acids. The record is from RefSeq and is a predicted model, not a curated record. Lineage: Eukaryota; Metazoa; Arthropoda; Insecta; Diptera; Syrphidae.
ACAUCGUUGGAAAUAUAAAAUUUUACGAUGCAAAAGCUUCCGCUUAUAUCGCUGACGAAGACGUCGUUGAUUACAUAAUGCAGUUUAAAUCUUCUACAGGCUGGACAUUAGGAGUGCUGGACCAUAACGUUGAUGAAAUACCAGGAUCCCAAGGAAGUUCUUUGAUUAUAAUUGAUAGUGAUGAAAUAGCACCAUCACCAUCUGUUGAAUCAAUAGAGUUUGUAGAGUCUGUAGAAGAGUUAGAAGAGUCUGUUCAAGGACCUAACAUCACGAUUUUAAAUACAGUUCCUCAAGAAGAAACGUCUUUGAAGAAUAACAUUUCAAGAUUUGGUGUACAAUCAACUAUUGUAACAAAAAUCAAUCCAGAGGUAAAAAUAUUGAAAUAUUAUUAAUACUUAAUCGAUUUUCUAUUUAA